AUGCCCGGGGGAAUUCGUCCGCCGCUCUCGGUCAUUGAAUCCUGGCCGCCUGCGAACACCGUCAAUCCCGAAUCUCAUGGGCCGGCAGCCAUUGUAGUGCCGGCCGUUCUCGGAGGCAUUGCUUUCAUCCUUAUUUGUGUCCGACUAUGGGCGCGCUGUGGAAUUCAACACUCGGGAGGACUGGAUGACAUUCUGAUUGCCUUGAGUCUUAUCCCAACUCUAGGAUUGAUCGUUACCAUCCCCCUUGGAGCCUAUAAAUACGGUCAAAACCAUCAUGUGUGGGACAACGCGCUGCCGAUAUUAAUCAGCGAGCGCAAACUUGCGAUCGCCAGCGAGAUAUUCUAUGUGGCAUCCACCAGCCUUACUAAGGUCUCGGUGCUGCUUUUCUAUCGUCGCAUGGGCGAGCGCACCGUUUCCCCCCGAUUUAUCACGAUUAUCUGGAUCAGUAUAGCAUCCGUCAUCGCCUACAGCAUCGCCUUUCUCGUCGUCAUCUUCGUCUCAUGUCGCCCCUUCAAGGCCUUUUGGCUCCAGGUCGACCCCGUCUGGUCCCAGACGAAUUCUUGGCACUGCUAUGACGAAGCCGCCCACCUUUUCGCCGCCACGGGAAUCAGUCUCGUUCAAGACCUCAUCGCCACCAGUCUACCGGCAUGGCUUUGCUGGAAACUCCAGCUCCCUCGACGGCAGAAGAUCGCCCUGAACGCUAUCUUCGCCGUCGGCUACCUUGCGGCGGUUAUCGCCGGCAUCCGCAUUUACUUCGUCUGGAGGCUGUUCUACGCCUCCUACGACGCCUCGUGGGAGGUCUGGUACUGCUGGCUCUUUGCCCUCCUCGAGGUGCUCAUCGCGUCUAUUUGCUCGAGUCUGCCUAGCGUCAAGGUCUUCUUGCGCUGGUACGAUAUGCCGUCGAGUCUUGCGGGCGUGGUGCGCUCCCUCAAGAACUCGCAUUCCCACGGCAGUCGAAACAAACACUCUAUCUCUUCUGCUCGGCAUGAAUACUGGCACUCCGGUGACGGGGACAAAUAUCCGUUGACUGAAUACGAAAUGUAUAGCAGGUCGGAUUACAAGUCUUCUCCUGGGAGCUUGAGGGAACCGAAGUCGACGUCGCCUAUGGAGUUAUCGGUGGAUUCCCAGACGGCGGCUUCACAUGUUUAG
Molecule: messenger RNA, 1149 nt
Organism: Aspergillus affinis
Lineage: Eukaryota; Fungi; Ascomycota; Eurotiomycetes; Eurotiales; Aspergillaceae
Exons: 3
Coding region: 1-1149 (382 amino acids)
Source: RefSeq, a predicted model, not a curated record